AUGAGCCGGACAAUGCGGCCAAUCGAUAUUCUGUGUGAGGAGGAGCGUCUUCGAAGGCUUUCCGAGCGGAUGGUUUAUGACAGUAGCGAUGGGGCUGAGCAUGCUCGCCAGAGGCGGGCCCGCACCCUUGUGGAGGAGAUGCGCCUCUUGGGGUCAAGGCUGCGGUCGAAGUCCAGUGAGGACCGACGAUCCGUUGCUGUAAAAGCACUGGAAGCCGGAUUGGAGGCCAAGCGACAGGAGGCCUUCAAGGAGAUCACGGCCAGAGCAAACAAUGAAGCGCAGCCGGUUUCUCCCCCAGUGACUUCCCCAGAAGCUGAGACCGAUUUGCAAUCAAAGCUCUCGGAUGCGCUGGAGCGAGUGACAGUUCGGUCUGUAGUAGGGCUCAGAGGCAUUGCAGAGGUUCCCAGACCUAUUGAAGCUGUCGUCGUUGCCGUGCUGCAGCUGGUGAGCUGUGAGUAUUCUGGUUUGGAUUUGCAUCCAUCGCCUCCUACAACAUGGGAAGAAGCUCGACGGAUACUGCUGAAGCCCGGCCACUUUGUCAGUGCGUUGCGGAAGUUUCCAUUUGCUCUGCAGCGUGGGCAGAUACCCGAUUGUGAUAUUGAGCAGGCACAGCAGACAUGGGAGAAUCUGCCAAGAUCAGGUGCAGGCUUGUCUCAGGUUCACGAGGCAGCUCGAGACUUGCAGCCUUGA
Molecule: messenger RNA, 690 nt
Organism: Symbiodinium pilosum
Lineage: Eukaryota; Dinophyceae; Suessiales; Symbiodiniaceae
Source: the annotation of a GenBank genome assembly